Messenger RNA from Saccharomyces paradoxus, 1146 nucleotides. RefSeq names its product Msn1p (gene MSN1). Gene Ontology annotation, biological process: positive regulation of ribosomal protein gene transcription by RNA polymerase II. The record is from RefSeq and is a predicted model, not a curated record. The transcript has a single exon. Lineage: Eukaryota; Fungi; Ascomycota; Saccharomycetes; Saccharomycetales; Saccharomycetaceae. The coding region runs from base 1 to 1146 and encodes 381 amino acids. Gene Ontology annotation, molecular function: RNA polymerase II cis-regulatory region sequence-specific DNA binding; DNA-binding transcription factor activity, RNA polymerase II-specific.
AUGGCAAAUAACCAGCACAUGGGGGCCUCAAACCUAAAUGAGAAUGAGGCAAUGUUAACCAACCGCGUUGCAGAGUUAGAAAGGCGUAUGUCGAUGUUUGAGGGUAUAUUUCACGCGUUAAGUAACCGCCUCGACCUUCACUUCAAAAAAUACGAUGUGGUGGUAAACUCCCAACAGCAACAAAUCAACGAACUGACCGCGUUUUUAUCAACACUACUGAAUGACCAACAACGCCACGCUGAGAUUCUUAGUGAGAAACUAAGUGGAACGUUGCAUGGGGUGUCUGCUACGUCAAUAUCCUUAAGCCAGACUCUUGACCCACAAGGCUUUACUGAUGGAGCUACGGCACCAGGAGCUCAGAGAAACUAUAGUUCAGUAUCUAUGAAUAAUGAUGAAACUGCUCAUCCGCAAAAUGAAGGAGCCGUCAGUAACGAAACACUGUUCGAGGACAUCUUGAAUGGAAAUUCACAAGAAAAUGAUAAGGGUCAACAACAAGCUAACAGCUCGAAUCCAAUAACCCAAGAAAAUAGCACUAACCCGUCAGUGGACACUCGGUUCAACAAACCUCAAAAUUAUAAUCCCAAUUUGGUCCCAUCCUUGGAAGAGUAUUCAGCAAAUCCGCCUAACAAUGAUGGUGACCAAAGUCAAGGUUUAUACAUAAGUAGCACUUCUUCACAAUCACGGCAGUCUCCCAAUCUGCAGAAAAUUUCUCCUAAUCGUGAAAAUGCGGUGGAACCAAAUGUACAAGACAGCGUUCCGACAUUUGAAGAGGAGCAGUACGAGACUAAAACGGGACUCAAAAGGAAACGCAUAGUUUGCACAAGGCCAUUCGAAUUCAUCAAGUCACCACAUUCAGUGAUGGAGGUUUGGAAGGAGUAUACAGAAGGUGUUAACGGGCAGCCUUCCAUAAGAAAAAUGGAAGCUCUCUAUCAAACAGCAUGGAGGCGAGACCCAGCGGUGAAUAAGAGAUAUUCGAGAAGAAAAGUUCUUUGGAAAGCCAUUCAAACUGGCCUUAAUCGUGGGUAUUCAUUGAAUUAUGUUGUUGAAAUUCUAGAAAACUCAAGAUAUGUUAAUGAUAAACAGAAGGUUAAACAGCCUAUUGGUUGGUUGUGUCAUAGUUCUCAUAUUCCAGAAACUUUGAAGUGA